Molecule: messenger RNA, 12373 nt
Organism: Cuculus canorus (common cuckoo)
Lineage: Eukaryota; Metazoa; Chordata; Aves; Cuculiformes; Cuculidae
Gene: CELSR3
Product: cadherin EGF LAG seven-pass G-type receptor 3
Biological process (GO): cell surface receptor signaling pathway; G protein-coupled receptor signaling pathway; homophilic cell-cell adhesion
Cellular component (GO): plasma membrane
Molecular function (GO): calcium ion binding; G protein-coupled receptor activity
Source: RefSeq, a predicted model, not a curated record
GGGCGGCGGCCGCCGGGGCGCCAUGGCGGCGGAGGAGCCGCUGCCCGCCCCGAGCCGCCGGGCGCCGCCGCUGCUGCUGCCGCUGCUGCCGCUGCUGCUGCUGCUGCCUUUGUUCCGCCCCGCCAUGGGCGCCGCCGCGACGCCGCCCUGGGGCGGCCCGGGCACCGCCGGGGGCUGCGCGGCUCUGCCUGUCCCGCCGGGCUCCCCGCCCGCGGCCCCAGACCCACCGCCAUCACCGUCCUCAUCCCCAUCCCCAUCCCCGUCUUCAUCGCCGUCCCCAUCAUCUUCAUUGCCAUCCCCAUCUCCUUCCCCAUCUCCAUCCUCAUCCCUGUCUUCAUCACCAUCCCCGUCUUCAUCGCCGUCCCUGUCUCCAUCCCCAUCCCAGUCCUCAUCUCCAUCCCCAUCCCUGUCUUCAUCACCAUCCCCAUCUUCACUGCCAUCCCCAUCCCCGAUUCCUUCACCAUCCCCAUCUCCAUCCUCAUCCCUUUCUUCAUCGCCAUCCCCUUCACCAUCCCCAUCUUCCUCAUCCCCAUUGCCAUCCCCAUCUCCAUCACCAUCACCUGGGCGGCGGGGCCGGCGUGCAGCCCCCAACCGGCACCCGCUGUUCCCCCAGUACAACUACCAGGCGGAGGUGGCAGAGAACCAGCCAGCGGGGACGACGGUGUUGGUGGUGGCAGCACAGGACCCUGACUCAGGCGAUGCGGGGCGUCUGGCGUACUCCAUGGAUGCACUGAUGAACAGCCGCUCACGGGAGCUCUUCACCAUUGACCCGCGGUCUGGGGUCAUCGCCACCACCCAAGCCCUUGACCGCGAGAGCAUGGACCUGCACUACUUCCGUGUGACAGCCACUGACCACGGGGCACCCAGGCUGUCGGCCACCACCAUGGUGGCCAUCGCCGUGGCUGACCGCAAUGACCACAACCCUGUCUUUGAGCAGGGUGAGUACCGGGAGACCAUCCGGGAGAAUGUAGAGGAGGGGUACCCCAUCCUGCAGCUGCGAGCCACCGACGUUGACUCCCCGCCCAACGCCAACAUCCGAUACCGCUUUGUCAAUGAGCAGGAUGCCCACGCUGUCUUUGAGAUCGACCCUCGGUCUGGCCUCAUCACCACCAGCGGGACGGUGGACAGGGAGAAGAUGGAGAGGUACUCUUUGGUGGUGGAGGCUAAUGACCAGGGGAGGGAGCCGGGGCCCCGCUCUGCCACAGUCAAGGUCUACAUCACGGUCCUUGAUGAGAAUGACAACACUCCUCAGUUCAGUGAGAAGCGCUACAUUGUCCAGGUGAGGGAGGACAUACGGCCCCACACUGAGAUCCUACGUGUCACUGCCACGGAUCUGGACAAGGACAACAACGCACUGGUCCACUACAACAUCAUCAGCGGGAACAGCCGGGGCCAGUUCUCCAUCGACAGCGUCACUGGGGAGAUACAGGUGGUGGCCCCACUGGAUUUUGAGGUGGAGCGGGAGUACGCACUGAGGAUCCGAGCUCAGGAUGCAGGUCGCCCUCCCCUGUCUAACAACACCGGCAUGGCAAGCAUUCAAGUGGUGGACAUCAAUGAUCAUGCUCCCAUUUUUGUCAGCACCCCUUUCCAAAUCUCUGUCCUGGAGAAUGCUCCCCUCGGCCACUCUGUUAUCCACAUCCAGGCUGUAGAUGCUGACUAUGGUGAGAAUUCGCGCUUGGAGUACAAACUGACGGGGGUCUCGGCUGACACGCCCUUUGUGGUGAACAGUGCUACAGGGUGGAUCACGGUUAGUGGGCCCCUGGAUCGGGAGUCGGUUGAGCACUAUUUUUUUGGGGUAGAGGCCCGGGACCAUGGCUCCCCGUCUUUAUCUGCCUCUGCCAGCGUCACCAUUACUGUCAUGGAUGUCAACGACAACCGCCCCGAGUUCACCCAGAAGGAGUACUUCAUCCGCUUGAACGAGGAUGCAGCUGUGGGGACCAGUGUCCUCAGUGUCACAGCAAUUGACCGGGACGUGAAUAGUGCCAUCACCUACCAGAUCACAGGAGGCAACACACGGAACCGCUUCUCUAUCAGCACGCAAGGUGGGAUAGGGCUCAUCACUCUGUCUCUGCCGCUGGACUACAAGCAGGAGAGGCGCUAUGUGCUCACUGUGACGGCCUCUGACCGCACCCUGCGUGACAACUGCCAUGUUCACAUCAACAUCACCGAUGCCAACACACACCGGCCUGUGUUCCAGAGUGCCCACUACUCUGUGAGCAUCAAUGAGGACCGGCCCGUGGGCAGCACCAUUGUGGUGAUCAGCGCCACGGACGAUGAUGUGGGCGAAAAUGCCCGCAUCACAUACUACCUAGAGGACAACGUCCCUCAAUUUCGCAUCGAUCCAGACUCUGGGGCCAUCACUCUCCAGGCAGAACUGGACUACGAGGACCAGGUCACCUACACAUUGGCUAUCACUGCCAAAGACAACGGGAUCCCCCAGAAAGCGGACACCACCUAUGUUGAAAUCAUGGUGAACGAUGUUAAUGACAAUGCCCCUCAGUUCGUCAGCCCUCAUUACCAGGGCAUGAUCUCUGAGGAUGCACCUCCCUUCACCAGCGUGCUCCAGAUCUCUGCCACUGAUCGAGAUGCCCACACCAAUGGACGAGUGCAGUACACCUUCCAGAAUGGGGAGGAUGGGGAUGGAGACUUCACCAUAGAGCCCACCUCGGGGAUCAUUCGCACUGUCCGCAGGCUGGACCGUGAAAGCGUCCCUGUUUAUGAGCUGACUGCAUACGCUGUGGAUAGGGGCAUCCCUCCUCAGCGAACUCCUGUCCAUAUCCAGGUUACCAUUCAGGAUGUGAACGACAACGCCCCUGUAUUUCCCGCUGAAGACUUUGAGGUCUUGGUAAAGGAGAACAGCAUCGUAGGCUCUGUUGUGGCCCAAAUCACAGCCAUUGACCCAGAUGAGGGACCCAAUGCCCAGAUCAUGUACCAAAUUGUGGAAGGCAACAUUCCUGAGAUAUUCCAGAUGGACAUCUUUUCUGGGGAGCUCACAGCCUUGAUAGACCUGGAUUAUGAGACAAAGUCCGAGUACGUGAUUGUAGUGCAAGCCACCUCUGCCCCUCUGGUCAGCAGAGCCACGGUCCACAUCAAACUCGUUGACCAGAAUGACAACAGCCCAGUUCUCAAGAACUUCCAGAUCUUGUUCAAUAACUACGUGUCCAAUAAGUCAAACACCUUCCCCUCGGGGGUCAUCGGGAAGGUCCCAGCUUAUGACCCAGAUGUGUCUGACCGCCUCUUCUACACCUUUGAGCGGGGAAAUGAACUGCACUUGUUGAUUGUAAAUCAAUCGAGCGGGGAGCUGAGGCUGAGCCGUAAGCUGGACAACAACCGUCCGCUUGUGGCCUCCAUGCUGGUGACCGUCACAGAUGGGAUCCACAGUGUGACAGCUCAGUGUGUCUUGCGGGUCAUCAUCAUCACAGAGGACAUGUUGGCCAACAGCAUCACAGUGCGGCUGGAGAACAUGUGGCAGGAGCGCUUCCUCUCCCCACUGCUGUCCACCUUCCUGGAAGGGGUGGCCACCGUGCUCGCAACACCCAAGGAGGACAUCUUCAUCUUCAACAUCCAGAACGACACAGAUGUGGGUGGCAUGGUACUCAAUGUCAGCUUUUCAGCCCUGGCGCCACGAGGUGGGCGCUACUUCAGCUCGGAGGAGCUGCAGGAGCAGCUGUACAUGAAGCGCAUGGUGCUGACGAGUGCCUCCAUGCUGGAGGUGCUGCCCUUUGACGACAAUGUCUGCCUGCGGGAACCCUGCCAGAACUACAUGAAGUGCAUCUCCGUUCUCAAGUUUGACAGCUCAGCCCCCUUCAUUGCCUCCCCCUCCACCCUCUUUCGGCCCAUCCACCCCAUCACCGGCCUGCGGUGCCGCUGCCCACAGGGCUUCACCGGGGACUACUGCGAAACAGAGAUCAACCUCUGCUACUCCAACCCCUGCCUGAAUGGUGGCAUCUGCACCCGCAAGGAAGGGGGAUACACGUGUGUUUGCCGCCAGCACUUCAGUGGUGAGAACUGCGAAGUGGAUAGCCGGUCGGGGCGCUGCAUGCCCGGCGUGUGCCGCAAUGGCGGCACCUGCACCAAUGGCGCUGAUGGGGGCUUCCGCUGCCAGUGCCCAGCAGGUGGCUUUGAGAUGCCUUUCUGCGAGGUGUCCACACGUUCCUUCCCACCACGAUCCUUCGUCAUGUUCCGGGGCCUGCGCCAGCGCUUCCACCUCACCCUCUCCCUCUCGUUCAGCACCAUGGAGCCCAGCGGCCUCCUGCUCUACAACGGGCGCCUGAACGAGAGGCACGACUUUGUGGCAGUGGAGAUCAUCCAGGGGCAGGUCCAGCUGAAAUAUUCCACAGGAGAGUCCAGCACGGUGGUGAGCCCCUACGUGCCGGGUGGUGUGAGUGAUGGGCAGUGGCACACACUGCAUCUCCACUACUACAACAAGCCCAAGGUCAGUGCCCUGGGGGUGGUGCAGGGCCCUUCCAAGGACAAGGUGGCCAUCUUGACAGUGGAUGAAUGUGACGCCUCGGUGGCCCUGCAAUUUGGCAGCGAGAUUGGGAACUACUCCUGUGCUGCAGAGGGUGUGCAGACCAGCUCGAAGAAGUCCCUGGAUCUCACAGGUCCCUUGCUCCUCGGUGGUGUCCCCAACCUGCCAGAAAACUUCCCCGUCACUCACAGGGACUUUGUGGGAUGCAUGAGAGACCUGUACAUUGACAACAAACGCAUUGACAUGGCCUCCUACAUUGCCAACAACGGAACUGCUGCAGGCUGCCAUGCCAAGCACUCGUUCUGCGACUCCAGCCCCUGCAAGAAUGGUGGCACCUGCUCUGUCAGCUGGGGGACCUACUCCUGCCUCUGUCCUGUUGGCUUCGGGGGCAAAGACUGCCGCCACCCAAUGCACCAUGCCCACUAUUUCCAGGGCAACAGUGUCCUGACCUGGGAUUUCAAGACAGAUGUGAAGAUCUCAGUGCCAUGGUACCUGGGGCUGGCAUUUCGAACGCGCCAGCCAGACGGGGUACUUCUGCAGGCCCAUGCUGGCCAGUACACCACCCUGCUCUGCCAGCUGGCUGGGGGCCUGCUCUCCUUCAUGGUGAACAGGGGGUCUGGGCGCAGCACCAGCCUCCUCCUGGACCAACUGCAGCUCAGCGAUGGGCGAUGGCACGACCUCCAGCUGGAGCUACGAGAUGUCCGCAGCGGGCGAGACUUGCGCUAUGUCAUCACUGUCACCCUCGACUUUGGGCUCUACCAGGAUACAGUGGUUGUUGGAAAUGAGCUGCAUGGCCUGAAGGUGAAACACCUGCAUGUGGGGGGAGUCCUGGGCUCUGGUGAAGUGCAGAACGGGCUGAGGGGCUGCAUACAGGGCGUGCGACUGGGUGACAGCAUCACCGGGACCGUGCUGCCCAAGCCCAGCCAUGCCCUGCGGGUGGAGGCUGGCUGCAGCGUGCCAAGCCCCUGUGACUCCAGCCCCUGUCCAGCCAACAGCAUCUGCAAGGAUGAGUGGCAGAGCUACUCCUGCAUCUGCCAGCCAGGGUACUAUGGAGGGGACUGCGUGGAUGUGUGCCACCUCAACCCCUGCAAGAACAAGUCGGUGUGUCGCCGCAAGCCAGGCUCACCCCUGGGCUAUGUGUGCGAGUGCGGAGGGAACUUUUUCGGGCAGUACUGUGAGCACAGGAUGGACCAGCAGUGUCCGAAGGGCUGGUGGGGGAACGCCACCUGUGGGCCCUGUAACUGUGAUGUGAACAAAGGCUUUGACCCCGACUGCAAUAAAACCAACGGACAGUGCCACUGCAAGGACUUUCACUACCGCCCCAAAGGCAGUGACACCUGCCUGCCUUGUGACUGCUACCCUGUGGGCUCCACCUCGCGCUCCUGCGACAAGGAGACGGGCCGAUGCCACUGCCGGCCCGGGGUCAUCGGGCGCCAGUGCAAUAGCUGUGACAGCCCUUUUGCCGAGGUGACGCCCAGCGGCUGUGUGGUGCUCUAUGACGGCUGCCCCAAAAACUUGAAGGCAGGUGUAUGGUGGCCCCAGACCAAGUUUGGCUUCUCUGCUGCCAUGCUGUGUCCCAGAGGCUCCUUGGCAGACUUGAGGCUGGGGUCAGGCCUGGCACAGCAGCUCGGCACCCACAGCACUUGCUGUGGUUCUGCCUGCCCUGUCCUUGUGUGCACUGUGAGGGGAGCAGGGCCUGGCUUGCCAUUAGGUGAGUGUCUUGAGUGGGAGACAUCCAGCUCCCAUCCUGAUCUGGAGGAAGUGGUCCUUGUUGAUGGCAAAAGUGCAAGCAGGGUAUCUGGGACUACCGGGCAAUGUGAGCCCCAGGGAACAAUACAAACCCUGUCCUUCUCCAGCCGUUCGCCCCAGGAGGAGGCAGGUUCGGCUCCUAACUGUUGUCGCUUCUCUCCCCGGUUCUCUCGCCCUCCGUACUCAGGCUUGAGGGGUUCAGGUGCAGCCAUCAGACACUGUGAUGAAGAAAAGGGUUGGCUGGAGCCAGAUCUCUUCAACUGCACUUCACCUGCCUUCAAGGAGCUCUCCAUACUGCUGGAGGGCUUGGAGAGAAAUGAGACUGAGCUCAACACAAUCGAAGCCAAGAAGCUGGCCCACCGGCUCCGGGCUGUGACGGACCACAUGGACCACUACUUUGGCAAUGAUGUGCACAUCACUUUCCGCCUUCUGUCCCGCCUCAUGGCCUUUGAGAGCCAGCAGCAUGGCUUUGGCCUGACAGCCACGCAGGAUGCCCACUUCAAUGAGAACCUGCUGCGCGCAGGCAGCUCCGUGCUGGCACCUGAGAACCGAGAGCACUGGGCCAUGCUGCCACACAGCGAGCAUGGCAGCGCCAGCCUGAUGGAGCAGCUGCGGGACUACUCAGGCACACUGGCCAGCAACAUGAAACUCACCUACCUCAACCCCGUUGGCGUUGUCACCCCUAACAUCAUGCUGAGCAUCGAUCGCAUGGAGAACCAUUCCCACAUCCGCCGGCGCUACCCUCGCUACCACAGCAGCCUCUUCCGGGGCCAGCCCGCCUGGGACCCCCACACCCAUGUUGUGCUGCCGCUGUCGGUGGUGAGCCCCCCAAAAGCUGAAGUUGCCUCCACAGCGGUGUCCGUGCUGGCUGGGGGUGAAGGAAACUACACUGUGGAGAACUCCUCACCAAGGCAGGUGCUACCAGAGCCCGAGCCCGCACUCACUGUGAUCAUCCUCAUCAUGUACCGCACCCUGGGGGGGCUGCUGCCUGCACGCUAUCAGGUGGAUCGCCGCAGCAUCAGGCUCCCCAAGAAUCCUGUGAUGAACUCUCCCAUUGUGAGCGUGUCUGUGUUCAGCAAUCACACCUUCCUGCGAGGGCCCCUGGACACCCCUCUUGUGCUGGAAUUUCGCCUGCUAGAGACAGCCAACAGGAGCAAACCUCUCUGUGUGCAGUGGAAUCACACCACCCCGACCAACCCCUCUGGCUUCUGGACGGCCAAGGACUGUGAGCUUGUGUACCGAAACACCACACAUGUCCACUGCCAGUGCUCCCAGUUUGGCACCUUUGGGGUUUUGAUGGACAGCUCGCACCGAGAGCAACUGGAAGGUGACCUGGAGACGUUGGCAAUUGUCACCUAUUCCUUGGUGUCUCUCUCCUUGGUGGCUCUGCUGCUAACCUUCUCCUUCCUGACCUGCCUCAAAGGCCUCAAGUCCAACACGCGUGGCAUCCACUCCAAUAUAUCAGUCACCCUAUUCUUCUCUGAGCUGCUCUUCCUCCUGGGCAUCAACCAAACUGAGAACCAGUUUCUUUGCACUGUGAUUGCCAUCCUCCUCCACUGCUUCUUCCUCUCCACCUUUGCCUGGCUCUUCGUCCAGGGCCUCCAUAUCUAUCGCAUGCAGACUGAAGCCCGCAAUGUCAACUUUGGGGCCAUGCGUUUCUACUAUGCUAUCGGCUGGGGAGUGCCCGCCAUCAUCACCGGGCUGGCUGUUGGCCUGGAUCCUGAGGGCUACGGGAACCCUGACUUCUGCUGGAUUUCCAUUCAUGAUAAGCUGGUCUGGAGCUUUGCAGGCCCCAUUACUGUCGUCAUUGUGAUGAAUGGGGUCAUGUUCCUGCUUGUGGCCAAGAUGUCCUGUUCCCCAGGCCAAAAGGAGACCAAGAAGAAAUCGGUGCUCAUGACGUUACGGAGCUCCUUUGUUCUGCUUCUAGUUAUUAGCACUACCUGGCUCUUUGGCCUCUUGGCUGUCAACAACAGUGUCCUGGCUUUCCACUACCUCUACACUGUCCUCUGCAGCCUCCAGGGCCUGGCUGUACUAGUCCUGUUCUGUGUGCUGAACGAGGAGGUGCAAGAGGCCUGGAAGCUGGCCUGCCUUGGCAAGAAAGGGCAGAGCGAGGAGGCCACAAGGAGUACGCAGGGCCCCAACACCUACAACAACACAGCACUCUUUGAGGAGAGUGGGCUCAUCCGCAUCACCUUAGGGGCUUCCACCAUCUCAUCGGUGAGCAGCGUGCGCUCUGCCCGUACCCACUCCAGCCAGCGAGCGUACCUCAGAGAUAACGUGACGGCGCGUCAGGGCUCAGCCUUGGAUCACAGCCUGCUGGCUCACGCUGGCCCCACUGACAUCGACGUGGCCAUGUUCCACCGUGAUGCUGGGGGAGACCAGGACUCGGACUCGGACAGUGACCUGUCUCUGGACGAAGAGCGCAGUCUCUCCAUCCCAUCCUCAGAAAGCGAGGAGAACGUGCGCCUGCGGGGCCGUUUCCAGCGCCAGUUCAAGCGGGCGGCACACAGCGAACGCCUCCUCACUAACCCCACCAACACCACUCCUAAAGAUGUGGAUGGUAAUGACCUCAUGUCAUACUGGCCGGCUCUGGGCGAGUGCGAGGUUCACCCCUGCUCCCUGCAGAAAUGGGGCUCUGAACGGAAGCUGGGAUUUGAUAUCAACAAGGAUGCAGCCAACAAUAAUCAGCCAGAACUAGCUUUGACCAGUGGGGAUGAGAAUUCCCUCACCCAGACCCAACGGCAAAGAAAAGGGAUUUUGAAGAACCGCCUCCAGUACCCUCCGACUCUCCAAGGCUUGCCAUCUGUCGGCAGGAUGACCAAUGAGUUGACAUGGUACAAGACCUCCACGCUAGGUCACAGGGCUGUUCCUGCUGCGUCCUAUGGCAGGAUCUACUCGGGGGCGGGCAGUCUGUCACAGCCAGCCAGCCGGUACUCGUCACGGGAGCAGCUUGACAUGUUGAUGAGGAGACAGAUGUCCCGGGAGCAGCUGAGCAGACACAACUCAGGAGAGUGCUUGGAAGCCUUGCCCAGCCGGCAUGGGUCCAGGGAGGAGCUGGACACUAUCCCCAGCAGGCAUGGCUCUACUGAACACCUAGAAAGUAUCCCAAGCGGACAUGGGUCUAGGGAAAACUUGGAUCUACUGGCUGCUAGGCCCAGUCAGAGAGAUCAUGGGAACACGCUGCCCCGGAGGCAAGGCUCCAGAGACCACCUUGACACUUUACCCUGCAGGUUUGGGUCAAGGGAGCAGCUAGACUGUGGGCCAGUAAGAGAGGUCUCUAGAGAGUGGCUAAACACGUUGCCAAGUAGGCAAGUGUCCAGAGACCGAAUAGACAGAUUGCCGAGUCGAGAUACUUCUCGAGAACAAUUGGAUUUGCUUUCUAGAAGACAGCCUUCAAGGGACCAGCUAGCAUCGGCUAGACAAACUUCAAGGGAGCAGCUGGACUUCCUCUUCAGAAGAUCUAAUUCCAGAGAGGCUCUGGACACAGUGCCUAGCAGGCAUCCCUCGCAGGACAACCUGGGGAGUCUCUCUAGGAGGCAGCUGUCUAGGGAAAACCUAGAGCCGCUGUCAAGGAGACAGCCUUCCAGAGAGAACCUGGAGGCCAUUCCCAGCCGACAUCCUUCCACUGAACAGUUAGAUAUACUUUCUUCCAUCCUUGCUUCGUUUAAUUCCUCUGUCCUGUCCUCGGUGCAAUCUUCCAGCACACCUUCAGGUCCUCAGACCACCACCACUCCCUCUGCCGUGCAGAUCUCCUCAACACCCUCUGCAAUGUGUCCCCCAACGCCUCGCUCCACCACCUCCCACAGCAUUUCGGAGCUGUCACCAGACUCAGAAAUAACGAGAAGUGAGGGCCAUUCCUGAGGGGCCGAAGCCGUCCACAAGACAGACAGAAGCAGCAGGGCCCUUCGCCUCGCCAGGCACUGCCAGCUGAGGUUUGGUGUCCCCAGGGGCCAGGGGCCAGAACUGAUGGUGGUCAGAGGCCCAAAACCGACCCUGCCUUCCCCUGCCCUCCGGGAUGAGGGGCCGGCAGCCCACACUUCCCGCCACCAGGAGUCUCCGGGCUCUUGGCUGCCACCAUGUUCCCCGUCGCCUGCCCAACGUAACAGGUACCACAUGACGCUGUGACCUCUGUGGGGCUGAGUUCUUCCUCUGCCACCUGUUUGUAUGCAGGGUGUGUAUGUGGAGUGGGGCAGGGGGAUGGAAACAGAGCCCAGGCUGUGGCAGCGGGGAGGGUUUUCUACCUUUUUGUAUCUUUGUAAUCAGAGAGAAGAGAAAUUUCUAUGGUUAUUUUUACGGAUGGUCUGUUCCCAAGACCUGGAGCAUUUGUCUCGCCAACAGCCCUUUGGCUUUCCUGGGGGUACCCAGUGGGCCAGAGGGACAGUGCCAGGCACUGCUCCGUCGCAUCCCCGUUUCAGGGCAGCUGGCCUCGCUGCCCCUCUCUCCCUCCCACCGUGCAGCUCCACCCGGGUCUCGGUGCCUGGCUGGCCCUCAGUCCCCAGCAGCCGCGAUGCCCCGCAGCCAGCCCAGCCCCCCUCUGCCCUCCCAUGGGACCUCCCCCCCCAGGACCGCUCUCAGGGCUGUAUGCCAGCGAGGGCACAAGCGAGUGGGGCAGUAAAUUUGGCACUAGGGACCUGCUAGGGGAGGAAACAGGCUUUGCUGUUAAGUUCUGUACUGUACCAGGAUGGUCUCACUCCUCAAGAGCCGUUUUCCUCGCUCGGCAAAUGACUGCUAUGUUUUUACCCACUGUCAGUUGAGCUCUUUAGCCUGUGUGUUACAGCACAAACCUCUCUUGGUUUGUGGGUCCAGGCACGGAGCUGGGUGACCAUAGCUCUGCUCAGGAGCAGGUUAGGCUGCUCCCAAAGCUGGUGCCUGCCCUGUGGAGGAACAGCAUCCGCAGGAAUAAGAUGCAUCUCCAGUCUCAGGGUCCAGCAUUGCCCAUAGAAGCUGUAUCUAGCUGGUUCCCUGUGGGCUCUGCUUACCUACGCACACAUCCCUAUGCUCUCUGGCUGGCAAAGCACCCCAGCUAAGAGCGGCCUGGAUUUUGAGAGGUGGAGAUAAACAGCACUUCGCCCUCUCUGGAAACAGGCUGCCCUGAUGGCUUCUCUGCUGAGCCAGGAGCCUGGCCUGGGAUCCCACUGCCCCUGCCAUGAGGUGACACUUGACGCUCCUCUGUGCCUACCCAGCCUUGGGCCAAGGGCAGCUGGCUCGGCGGGCUGGCAUGCUCCCUUUCACCCACUGAGUGUGGUGCCUCUGCUCGGCUGCCCCUGUGGUGCUCUCAGGGCUGCGUGACAGCGUGCUCCUUACUGCCUUACUACCACACUACUGUAGCUUCUUACUGCAGCCCAGCCUGGUGUGUUUACAGGAGAGGACUUGUGCUGCUGUCCUCUGGGUCUCCGGGAGGCCAAGGCCUCUCAGCUGCGUCCCUGAGUCAGCAGGGAGGACGUGAAGGGGACAGAGGAGCUGGGUGAUGGGGUGCUGUGGGCCUAACGGGGCUUCUGACCCCAGCAGCACUCCGAUGAGGUAGGCCCCCUGCUGCACUUCUACCAAGGAUGGGGAGGAAAGGGCCUGCUGACAUGUUUACAUGCUGUUUGGAACUGCCGCACAGAGGGAGAGCCGGCCGGCCCCACAUCCCGGGAACAGUCGGGCCCCUCUAUGCUGCCUGUCUUUGCCUUUGUGAACAAACUUGUUUACAUGCUUCUAUCCAGCUGCGCAGCACUAGAGCCCUGGGCUCUGCCUCAGCCAGCGUUGUGUUGCCCCUCGGUACCCAUUUCUUGUCUCUGCUGUGCCAUAGAGCCCACUUUUCCACAAGGUUGGGCACAAGGGUGCUUUGAACUGGUGCCAAAUGGAGAGCAAGUGACAAGUGCCAAAAAAAAAAAGAGAGAGGCAGCAGAGCCGGUGGCUGUUCCUGCGUAGCUGGGCCAGUCAAGAAGCAAGAGUCAGCCUAUGGCUCGGUCCCUGAUUGUAGCGCUGUGGCCUGGGCUCCAGGGAGCAUCCUCCUUGGAUUCGGAUUUGGGAUUGUUUCUUUGGGGGGCUUGUUUGGGUUUUUUUUUCCUCUCUCCAUUUGCUGAUUCUGUGGGCAGGGAGCAUGGAGACGCCCUUGCCCCUCCUGCCUCUGGCUGUGUAAAAGUGUAUCAUGGAAGCGCCAGAUUUGGA